Molecule: messenger RNA, 2876 nt
Organism: Prunus mume (Japanese apricot)
Lineage: Eukaryota; Viridiplantae; Streptophyta; Magnoliopsida; Rosales; Rosaceae
Gene: SLO1
Product: SLOW GROWTH 1
Biological process (GO): RNA modification
Molecular function (GO): RNA binding; protein binding
Source: RefSeq, a predicted model, not a curated record
AAUGCCGAUACUCAAAUCUAAUGCUCAUCAUCCUCCUCUCUAUCUCCAUGUCCACCCUCAGAGUCAGACCUCCACGUUUCGUUCCAAAGCCAGUCUCAGACCCUCUCCUUUCUCUCUUCCACACCCGCUUUCUCUCACUCCACAAACACAAGCCCACCAAUUGGAACACAACCCACAAAUCAGUUCAAGCAAACCCACUUCUCUCCCUAUUAGAAACAUGCAAAUCCAUGUCCCAGCUGAAGCAGAUCCAAUCCCAAAUGAUCCUCACGGGGCUAAUCUCAGAUGGGUUUGCUUCGAGUCGCCUAAUCGCCUUUUGUGCGCUCUCAGAGUCGCGAAAUCUUGAUUAUUGUAACAAGAUUUUGUACAAUACGCAGAACCCAAAUGUGUUUUCUUGGAAUGUGGUCAUUAGAGGGUAUUCGGAGAGCGAGAAUCCGAGAGAAGCAGUUGUGUUGUAUAAGAAAAUGUUGAGAAAUGGUGGGUCGAGACCGGAUAAUUAUACUUACCCGUUAUUGUUGAAAGUUUGUGCUAAUUUAAAGUUGAAUUUUAUGGGUCGCGAGGUUCUUGGGCAUGUAAUGCGAUUGGGUUUAUAUUUGGAUAUGUUCGUUCACAAUGCUGUGAUUCAUAUGCUUGUUUCAUGCAGAAAAUUAGAGGCCGCACGUAAGGUGUUUGAUGAAGGUUGUGUGAGAGAUUUGGUUUCUUGGAAUUCUUUGAUUAAUGGUUAUGUCCGAAGUGGGUUGGCGUGUGAGGCGUUAAGGAUUUAUCAGGAAAUGGAGUUGGAGGGAUUUAAGCCGGAUGAAGUUACAAUGAUUGGAGUGGUUUCUUCAUGUGCCCAACUAGAGGAUUUGAGACUUGGGAGAAAAUUUCAUCGGUUGAUUGAAGAGAAUGGACUAAGUUUGACAGUUCCUCUUGCAAAUUCACUUAUGGACAUGUAUAUGAAGUGUGGGAAUAUUGAGGCCGCUCAAGCAUUAUUUGACAACAUGACAAAGAAAACCAUUGUCUCAUGGACUACAAUGAUAGUGGGAUAUGCCAAAUAUGGGUUUCUGGAAAUUGCUCACAAAUUAUUGUAUGAGAUUCCAGAGAAGAAUGUUGUGCCAUGGAAUGCAAUGAUUGGUGGCUAUGUGCAAGCCAAGCAUAGCAAGGAGGCUUUGGCUCUGUUUCAUGAAAUGCAAGCUAGUAAUAUAAAUCCUGAUGAAAUAACCAUGGUUGGCUGCUUAUGUGCAUGCUCACAAAUUGGAGCACUUGAUGUUGGGAUAUGGAUUCACCAUUAUAUUGAAAAACAUGGUCUUUCUAUAAAUGUUGCUGUGGGGACUGCCCUUGUCGACAUGUAUGCUAAAUGUGGUAAUAUCACAAAGGCUCUCAAGGUCUUCUGGGACAUGCCAGGAAGAAACUCUUUCACUUGGACAGCUAUUAUUUGUGGGCUAGCCCUUAAUGGACAUGCACAUAUUGCCAUAUCUUACUUUGCGGAGAUGAUAAAUACAGGAUUGGUGCCAGAUGAGAUCACUUUUCUUGGGGUCUUAUCAGCUUGUUGUCAUGGAGGUUUGGUUGAAGAUGGUCGUAAGUACUUGUCCUUAAUGACCUCUAAAUUCAAUCUUUGCCCUGAACUUAAACAUUACUCUUCCAUGGUGGACCUUCUAGGCAGGGCUGGUCUUUUGCAAGAAGCAGAAGAGCUUAUCCAUAGCAUGCCAAUCAAGGCAGAUGCUGUGGUGUGGGGUGCAUUAUUCUUUGCUUGUUAUAUUCAUAAAAAUGUUUUGAUAGGAGAAAGAGCCGCUUCCAAGCUUCUUGAGCUGGACCCUCAUGAUAGUGGAAUUUACGUUUUGCUUGCAAAAAUGUAUAGGGAAUCACAUAUGUGGGAGGAGGCAGAGAAGGCACAAAGUAUGAUGAAGGAGAGAGGAGUUGAGAAAACUCCUGGUUGUAGCUCAAUUGAGGUGAAUGGCGCUGUACAUGAGUUUAUUGUUAGAGACAAAUCGCACCCUCAGUCAAAACAGAUAUAUGAUUGUUUGGUUGAGUUAACAAGACAAAUGGAGCUUGUUGGCAGCAUAUCAGAAGUUCCUGCAUUUUGGGAAAAUUCCACCUUGGUGCUGAAUUUUAUGCCACAAGUUUGAUUCAGCAGGUGAAGGAGAAGAGUGCAGAUGAGAAGGCCUCCAUUUCGAACUGUCAGACAAUGUGCAACGAGUGCAUUUCCAGACUGUAGUUUGCUUCGAAGAGUAUCUAAAACCAAACUUGGAGGGGUUCUUACAAGGAAAACAUGGUAGCUGUUCUUAAGCAGCACCAAAAUGUUCUCAAGGUUGCUAGCCAAGUACAUCUCAGUUCCAUCCUAUGCCAAGGGCUUGAAAUGAAUCUGAAGUUAAGUGUUGGGGUAGAUUUGCGUCAAAAAGAGCAUGUCUAAAAAUGCAUGCGGCUUGUGGAGUAGCAAUGAGAAAGAAGAAAGCAAAGUCGAAUUAAUGGGGCCCCACCCCAGGUAGCAAUUGGGACAAAACGCAGCCAGCUUAUUUUUGAUUGCAAACGACACUUCGGCAGACAAAAAGAACAGAGAAUAUUUAUGAUUUGUCCUUCACUUCCCUUGCACGCCAGGUUUUUAUUCCAUCCUCCUCAUCACUCAUUUCAUGUCUGCUCUGCUCUUAUUCACCUAAAGCUUUACCUCUCUCCUUCACAUGCCUGACAGCCUUUGCCAUUUUGGUCAGACGACCUGCUCUUGUCCUUAUCCAUGGCACACCAAAAGCUCAAGUCGCCUAUCAAAAACUAUUGGGGGAAGAGAGAGAGAGAGAGAGAGAGAGAGAGAUGGAAGAAUACAUUUUUUUACCUUCCCUUCUUUGUUUCCCACAUUUGGGGCAAGUAGCGAUCAUGUUGAUAGCAUCACAACUUCAUUUUCAUUGGUU